GCGGGGAGGGCGACACUCGGCGCUGGCGCCUGCAGCCCCCACGCGCUCCCUCCGCCACGGAACCUGGGUCCCAGGGCUGCUCCCCAGAGAGGCUCGAGCGCGCCGCGGGCGGGAUCUGAGUCGGAACCGGCGGCGAGGGAGGGAGCGAGGAGCGAGCAGAGUCUCGUGCGCGGACGCGCGGCUCCGGGUCCCCUCCCAGCCCCGGCCGGUGCCCGCCGCCGCCAGACUCCGGCUGCCCGCGGGAGGGGCUGUGAGCCGGCGACCCGUCGGGGACCGCAGCUGCUCGGCCGGAGUGCAGGGGGUCGAGUCCGCGCGACGGCUCACGCGGGACAGGUCCCUGGAUGAGAAGGAGCUGACAGCAGCUGAGCCCCACCUUCUCUGAGUGCCGGGGAGCGGGGCUGCGUGGCCCAGGCGGCACCAAUGCCUAAGAACAGCAAGGUGACCCAGCGUGAGCACAGCAGUGAGCAUGUCACGGAGUCGGUGGCCGACCUGCUGGCCCUCGAGGAGCCCGUGGACUACAAGCAGAGCAUCCUGAACGUGGCAGGUGAGGCCGGCGGCAAGCAGAAGGCGGCAGAGGAGGAGCUGGACGCGGAGGACCGGCCGGCCUGGAACAGCAAGCUGCAGUACAUCCUGGCCCAGAUCGGCUUCUCCGUGGGCCUGGGCAACAUCUGGAGGUUCCCCUACCUGUGCCAGAAAAAUGGAGGCGGUGCCUACCUGGUGCCCUACCUCGUGCUACUGAUCAUCAUCGGGAUCCCACUCUUCUUCCUGGAGCUGGCUGUGGGCCAGAGGAUCCGCCGUGGCAGCAUUGGUGUGUGGCACUACGUGUGCCCCCGCUUGGGGGGCAUCGGCUUCUCCAGCUGCAUAGUCUGCCUGUUUGUUGGGCUAUAUUAUAAUGUGAUCAUCGGCUGGAGCAUUUUCUACUUCUUCAAGUCCUUCCAGUACCCACUGCCCUGGAGCGAAUGUCCUGUCACCAGGAAUGGGACUGUGGCAGUGGUGGAGGCAGAGUGUGAAAAGAGCUCAGCCACCACCUACUUCUGGUACCGAGAGGCCUUGGACAUCUCCAAUUCCAUCUCGGAGAGCGGGGGCCUCAACUGGAAGAUGACCCUGUGCCUCCUGGUGGCCUGGAGCAUCGUGGGCAUGGCUGUGGUCAAGGGCAUCCAGUCCUCCGGGAAGGUGAUGUAUUUCAGCUCCCUCUUCCCCUAUGUGGUGCUGGCCUGCUUCCUGGUCCGGGGGCUGCUGCUGCGAGGGGCUGUCGAUGGCAUCCUACACAUGUUCACCCCCAAGCUGGACAAGAUGCUGGACCCCCAGGUGUGGCGGGAGGCAGCCACACAGGUCUUCUUCGCCCUGGGGCUGGGCUUCGGGGGUGUCAUCGCCUUCUCCAGCUACAACAAGCAAGAUAACAACUGUCACUUCGAUGCUGCACUGGUGUCCUUCAUUAACUUCUUCACCUCGGUGCUGGCCACCCUCGUGGUGUUUGCCGUGCUGGGCUUCAAGGCCAACAUCAUGAACGAGAAGUGUGUGGUCGAGAAUGCCGAGAAAAUCCUGGGGUACCUCCACACCAAUGUCCUGAGCCGGGACCUCAUCCCUCCACACGUCAACUUCUCGCACCUGACUGCCAAGGACUACACGGAGAUGUACAAAGUCAUCAUGGCCGUGAAGGAGGACCACUUCUCAGCUCUGGGCCUCGACCCCUGCCUCCUGGAGGACGAGCUGGACAAGUCCGUACAGGGCACAGGGCUGGCCUUCAUCGCCUUCACUGAGGCCAUGACGCACUUCCCGGCCUCCCCGUUCUGGUCUGUCAUGUUCUUCCUGAUGCUCAUCAACCUGGGUCUGGGCAGCAUGAUUGGGACCAUGGCCGGCAUCACCACGCCCAUCAUCGACACCUUCAAGGUGCCCAAGGAGAUGUUCACAGUGGGCUGCUGUGUCUUUGCAUUCUUCGUGGGGCUGUUGUUCGUCCAGCGCUCCGGAAACUACUUUGUCACCAUGUUUGACGACUACUCUGCCACCCUGCCGCUCACCGUCAUCGUCAUCCUUGAGAACAUUGCUGUGGCCUGGAUCUAUGGAACCAAGAAGUUCAUGCAGGAGCUGACAGAGAUGCUGGGCUUCCGGCCCUAUCGCUUCUAUUUCUACAUGUGGAAGUUCGUGUCUCCACUGUGCAUGGCUGUGCUCACCACGGCGAGCAUCAUCCAGCUGGGGGUCACACCCCCCGGGUACAGCGCCUGGAUCAAGGAGGAGGCUGCGGAACGCUACCUGUACUUCCCUAACUGGGCCAUGGCGCUCCUGAUCACCCUCAUCGUCGUGGCGACCUUGCCCAUCCCCGUGGUGUUCAUCCUCCGGCACUUCCACCUGCUCUCUGAUGGCUCCAACACCCUCUCCGUGUCCUACAAGAAGGGCCGCAUGAUGAAGGACAUCUCCAACCUGGAGGAGAACGAUGAGACCCGCUUCAUCCUCAGCAAGGUGCCCAGCGAGGCGCCCUCCCCCAUGCCCACUCACCGCUCCUACCUGGGGCCCGGCAGCACGUCGCCCCUGGAGACCAGUGGCAACCCCAAUGGACGCUAUGGGAGCAGCUACCUCCUGGCCAGCACCCCCGAGUCGGAGCUGUGACCACCGCCCCACCCUGCCCUGCCCACCUCUCCCCCGACACCCAUCCAGCCUGCUCGUCCCGGCCUGGCCUCGCUUCCUAGGCUAGGCCCUCUGCCCACGGAGAGGGGGGGUGCCCUCCCUCAUCCCCCACCCCAGUCCCGGCCAGCUCCUCCCUAGACCUGAGCAGGGGCCAGGAGAAACUCUGUCCCCAGUGCAGGCUCCCAGCCCAUCUCACCUCCUGAGAUCCGCUCACCAAAUUGCAGCUGAUUAACGAGAACAAUCCAGAAGUCCGGAUUCCCAGCACAGUGGAGACUGCAAGUGGCCACUGUAGGGGUCACUCUCCCUACCCGCUCCCUGUAACCUGGCACCUGUUGUUCUUAGGUCCUGGGCAUCCCUCCGUGCCACCAGGUGGUGGUGAGAGGCUCGGCGUCGGGUAGGACGGGGUGUGGGGCAGCCCAGAGGCUGAUGAAUUCAAGGUUGGGGACAGGACGAUUGUGUCAGGACUCAGGGCUCAGACCUGGGACGGAAUCUUGUGGAAGUCCCCAGGUUCUGUCUUGUGGGCUGGGCACGGGGGCCCUUGGCCUGGGCUCUAGGUGGAAUCUCCAUGUUCCUGACCCUGCCUGGGGCAGCGUGUGUCCUGCGUCCUGCCUGGGAGGGUGACAACUGUCCGGAACCCUUGCCCGCCUCCAUGAGGGCUUAGCCGGCCCUCUCCGUCCCCACCCUGGAGCCCACAGUCCUGGCCUGUGCCUCUUUCCUCUAGAGAGGAGGGGACAGUACACAGAGAGGUUUCCAGAGCACACUUGAUGGUUCACAGCACAAUUCAGAUGGUUUGGAGCACAAUUGCGAAGCACACUCCCUCUCUCACCCGGGGGCCCAACUUUCUCACUAGCGGCAGCUUCUCCCCUGGAAUGGGGGUCCCUGGAGUUCAGGGGCUCGUACCCAGCAAACCUCAUCCCUAGGGAAAGACGGAUAACUUCACUGCCCCUUUGGGCUGCCACUCACUCUCCUUGUUCGAGCACAACCAGCGCCGUGUGCAUGUCAUGUGUGAAUAUCUCGGGAACCUUCCCCAAGCCGCCCGGCCCGUGACAGGGAGGGCACGGGCAGUGCUGUGGGCACCGGGGUUGCCCAGGAGAAGGGCCGGGUCUCUGUCCUGGGGCCCAGCCCCCGCCGCAUCCCCACCCACCCCUACCUGAGGCCUCCCCCAGAAGAGGGCUGCCCUCGGAGUGCAGGCUGGGAGGACUGGAGUCUGGCUGGAGAAUAAUGUCUGCAGAGCGCUGGAUGGGCUCGCGGAAGGAUGGUCGCGUGGAUGCACAGGCAUGGAUGGAUGGAAGGCAGGCAGCCUGGCGGGGAUGGCAGAACUCCAAUUGUGAGAGCUGAGGUACACGGGGCAGCAGCGGGCCACAGUGCUAGGCCCGGGCACCUUCACGCAACGUCCCGAGUCACUCCCGUGUUCUCAGCGCUGGGAGGGACAGGCCACGCCCAGGGUUCCCUCCUUCAUCACCUAGCACCAUGGUCCCCCCCACCAACUUGCCAAGGGGUCCCUCCCCCCGCAUCUGCUCCCAUUUCCAGCCCUCUGGCCACACCUGUCCUUUCUCAGUGUGAGGGGGGGAAGGAGACCCACAUGUCCCCGAAGACAUGAGCUUUUGGGGCACAGCAUCCCGCCUCAGGCACCUCACCAACACCUCCUACCUGGCCCCAUGCCCAAUCCCAGCAGACUUAGCAACAGGAAAAGCAAGGCCCCAGGAGAGACACUCUACUAUAUAUACUCCUCUAUAUAUUCUAUUUCUAUUGUAUAUUCAAUCUGUACAUGUGGGUGUAAAUGCUGUUAAAUGACAAACCCAAUAUUAUACUGUGGCUGGUGGACUAUUUUCAUCCUCA
This is a messenger RNA of Prionailurus viverrinus (fishing cat), 4461 nucleotides long. RefSeq names its product solute carrier family 6 member 17 (gene SLC6A17). Gene Ontology annotation, cellular component: plasma membrane; synaptic vesicle. The coding region runs from base 421 to 2604 and encodes 727 amino acids. Gene Ontology annotation, biological process: sodium ion transmembrane transport; alanine transport; L-leucine transport. Lineage: Eukaryota; Metazoa; Chordata; Mammalia; Carnivora; Felidae. The record is from RefSeq and is a predicted model, not a curated record. The transcript has 12 exons.